CUCUCUCUCUCUCCCUCUCUCUCUCUCUCUCUCUCUCUCUCUCUCUCUCUCUCUCUCUCUCCCUCUGUCUCCCUUAGUCUGGUACCCUGUUCAACAAGAGUGAAUACCACAGCCUAAGACAUAGGACCAUGACUGGGGAACUGAGGCCAAGUCGCCCAAAGGCAGGAUCCAAGAGAGCCAGCAGUGAGGCCUUCGGAUCUGACUAUGGCCUGGAGUAUGACAGCUACCCAGAUUACCUCUACAACAGGGUGUUUGACUACCAGCGUGUCCCAGCCUCCAUGAUGCCAGCCCCAGUGGAGCCCAGCCCUAUAAAACACUCCCGUGGCCCCUCUUCCUCCUCCGGCCUGCACCGCUCCAGAGACAGACCACAGGGCAAGAGGAGUGCCCAGCGCACCGGCUCUUCCAGCAACAGGGCUAAGUUGAAGAUGGCAGAGCUGUUGGCCAUAAAGAGCGAGUUGACUCUGAUCAAGGUGCAGAUUGAUGGACUGCUGGACAGUGUGGAAAAGAUGGACAGACGGAGAAAAGACCACUCAGAUUCACCUCUGACCGGGGAGGGCAGUGUGUCGGACUCAGUGAGCAGUCUGGAUGACUCCCCUGUCAGCCUUCACCACAGACAGAGAGAGAGCCCAGAGCCAGGAGAGGCCAGCGAUGAUUACCACCAGCACCACCACAGGAUAAAUAACCAUCAUUCUGAUCUGGAAGAUAACAUGUGAGGAGAUCAGGUAUACAUGGCUAAUAAAGACUCAAUGAACCCGAUGACAGCAUCACAGCGACUUGGAGAGGGAUUCAAGUGAAAGGAGAAGUGAUCAUCUCUGAUCACAGUCAACAUGGACAGAACCCUAAAAUACACUGUACCUUACAAAGUUGGAUCUUCAGCGAAUCUUUUCUUUUGAUGAGUAAGAAAUAUUUCCCUGGUUACCCUCAGUUCCUUUCCCACAGUCAGCUUCUGUCCAACUUCGUGUCUCCAGCUCCCCUUUGCAACAGGUUCCUACAGACUUAUGGACUCAACAAAAUAUGGCAGCUUUUAAAAAAAUGUGUCGUCUCUUGAAGAAGGGGACUGACAACUGAUAUGCUUCACACAGACAGACACACCCACAUUUAUACAACUACAGUUGAAGUCAGAAGUUUACAUACACUUAGGUUGGAGUCAUUAAAACAAAUUGUUCAACCACUUCACAAAUGUCUUGUUAACAAACUAUCAUUUUGGCAAGUCAGUUAGGACAUUUACUUUGUGCAUGACACAAGUAAUUUUUCCAACAAUUGUUUACAGACAGAUUAUUUCACUUAAAAUUCACUGUAUCACAAUUCCAGUGGGUCAGAAGUUUACAUACACAAAGUUGGCUGUGCCUUUAAACAGCUUGGAAAAUUCCAGAAAAUUAUGUCAUGGCUUUAGAAGCUUCUGAUAGGCUAAUUGACAUCAUUUGAGUCAACUGGAGGUGUACCUGUGGAUGUAUUUUAAGGCCUACCUUCAAACUCAGUGCCUCUUUGCUUGACAUCACUAGAAAAUCAAAAGAAAUCAGCCAAGACCUCAAAAAAGGAAUUGUAGACCUCCACAAGUCUGGCUCAUCCUUGGGAGUAAUUUCCAAAUGCCUGAAGGUACCACGUUCAUCUGUACAAACAAUAGUAUGCAAGUAUAAACACCAUGGGACCACAUAGCCAUCAUACCGCUCAGGAAGGAGACAUGUUCUGUCUCCUAGAGAGGAACAUACUUUGGUGUGAAAAGUGCAAAUCAAUCCCAGAACAACAGCAAAGGACCUUGUGAAGAUGCUGGAGGAAACAGGUACAAAAGUAUCUAUAUCCACAGUAAAACGAGUCCUAUAUCGACAUAACCUGAAAGACCGCUCCGCAAGGAAGAAGCCACUGCUCCAAACCCGCCAUAAAAAAGCCAGACUACGGUUUGCAACUGCACAUGGGGACAAAGAUCGUACUUUUGGAGAAAUGUCCUUUGGUCUGAUGAAACAAAAACAGAACUGUUUGGUCAUAAUGAGCAUCGUUAUGUUUAGAGGAAAAAGUGGGAGGCUUGCAAGCCGAAGAACACCAUCCCAACCGUGACGCACGGGGGUGGCAGCAUCAUGUUGUUGGGGGUGCUUUGCUGCAAGAGGGGCUGGUGCACUUCACAAAAUAGAUGGCAUCAUGAGGAAGGGAAUUUAUGUGGAUAUAUUGAAGCAACAUCUCAAGACAUCAGUCAGGAAAUUAAAGCUUGGUCGCAAAUGGAUCUUCCAAAUGGACAAUGACCACAAGCAUACUUACAAAUUUGUGGCAAAUUUGCUUAAGGACAACAAAGUCAAGGUAUUAGAGUGGACAUCACAAAGCCCUGACCUCAAUCCCAUAGAAAAUUUGUGGGCAGAACUGAAAAAGCGUGUGCGAGAAAGGAGGCCUACAAACCUGACUCAGUUACACCAGCUCUGUCAGGAAGAGUGGGCCAAAUUUCACCCAACUUAUUGUGGGAAGCUUGUGGAAGGCUACCCAAACAUUCUACCCAAGUGAAACAAUUUAAAGGCAAUGCUACCAAAUACUAAUUGAGUGUAUGCAAACGUCUGACCCACUGGGAAUGUGAUGAAAGAAAUAAAAGCUGAAAUAAACCAUUCACUCUACUAUUAUUCUGACAUUUCACAUUCUUAAAAUAAAGUGGUGAUCCUAACUGACCUAAAACAGGCAUUUUUUUUGCUAGGAUUAAAUGUCAGGAAUUGUGAAAAACUGAGUUUAAAUGUAUUUGGCUAAGGUGUAUGUAACUUCCGACUUCAACUGUACAUUCGUAAUGUAGUACUGCCACUUAAUGUAUCCAGAUCACCACAGACUAAGAAUAUGUAAUCAAUCAAUUGAUAUAAAAAGCCAUUCGAGAUUGACCGGGCAUAGGACAACAGUAUUAGGCAUCUACACUCCCUGUGUGUUCUCUACUUUGCAUAUUUGUCUCUACCAACUUCCCAUAGCUUCCACAUUAGUACGGUCAGUAGCUAGGUUUCCUUCCAAAUGGAGACAGAUUUUUAUGCAAAUAUUCUAAAAUCGGCAUAAAGAAAAUAUGCAAAUUUUCCCACUAGUGGUGUGUUUUCAUUCCACCAAACGGACUUGUUAAAAAAUAAUGAAUGAUGACAUAGUGCACAUACAAAUACAUUGUGUGGUUAAAUUCCCAUGUACCGAAAAAAUAGGUUUCCAUCGCAUUUUCAACUCUACUGAUGGUUUGGUCACUAAAUACAGUAUGUUGCGUUACCGCGAAUGUGCCCACUCUGGUAUUGGCACGUGCGCACUAGCCAACAGCUCUCAGAUACAGUGCGGGUAUACUGUUGCCUACAUGAUGAGAUUAUUAUGGACUAAAGAGCGAGAUUAUUUGUAUUUGUCAAAUGGCAGCCAAGCAUAGAUCAUCAUAUCACCAGGAUAAGACUCUCCAAUAUGCAUUGGAAAGGAGCAGCAUGUGUUGUCAUUAUCAGUAGCUAGGUUUCCAUCCAAUUGGCAACAGAUUUUCAUGCGAAUAUUCUAAAAUCCGCAUAAAAACAAUGUGCGCAUUUUCCCAACACAGAUGUGUUUCCAUCAAAUUAACUUGUUGCGGAUAAAAGAUGGGCGCGAUGACAUAGAGCACAUACAAAUAACAUUUGCGGUUAAAUUGCCAUGUACCGAAUAAGAAAAUACACGUCAAAUGCGUUUCCUUCGCAUUUUCAACUGUACUGAUGGUUUUCCCACAACCAAUUUGGGUUAAUAUACCGGUGUAUCUGCGCGCGGUUGGCUAGGGCUCAUGUAACAUGAUGAGAUUAUUAUGGAUUAAAGAGCGAUAUUAUUUUUCAAACGGCAGUCAAGCAUCGGUGAUCAUGUCACCAGAAUAAUAACCUCGAUAUUUAUUGGAAAGGAGCAUUAAGCUCAUCACCUUGCACUUUCACAACCCUGUUCAAUUCAUCAUCAUUUAUUUAAUCUGUAGCUAAUAAACUGCAUGCUUUCCCGACGAGUCGUAGUGGGAGGACCACACCACAUGCCAUCGUGUGACUCCAAAUUUACUUCAAGAUUAUGGUUAUUAUAUCGAUACUUGCGCCUAAAAGCGUUUCCACCGACAUUUCUCGCACAAUUCAUUUUACCGACACAAAAAGAUCCUACAUGGUAUAGUGUAUUUUGUUUUGUAGACAUUUGGAAAGUUUACCAAAACUUGUUCUGUUUCCAUUAGGCCUGUCAUACCAUUUUUUAUCAGACGUACUUUACUUGCAUACAAAGGUUGGAUGGAAACCUUUUUGACUUGAGGAGAAAUUUGUUGAUUGCGUUAUUCUGGGGACAAUUUCGGCUGGCAUCAAACUAUUUUCUUUACCCCAGGAAGUGCUUCAAUGCCACAAAUAAAAACUAUUAUUCAUUGUGAAUAGUCAUAACAAUUGCCAUGGAAAAAUUCUACAGGGUUGUUCCACGAAAUGAGUGCCUUUUGCUUCCCUUUGAUAUUUUAAGUAGAAAUUGUGCACAAAUAAUGCAUUUUAAAAGCCUCUUAAAUGAAGUGCCAUUGCAUAUAGACCACAUGGGAUUUCAAUACAUUUGAUUUUUAAUAUGAAUAAAAACUUGCUAAAGUGCCAAAAGUCAGCAUUUUGACAUCUCCCUCUGUGCAUCCUCUGUGACCUCAAGGAAAAUGCUAACCUUCUUCUUAACCCUAACAUUUCUCCAGGAUUUCAUCAUCAUUGUAAAGCCCUAGUUAUUUUGUUGCUUUGACCAAGUCAUUUCUGAAGAUUAUUUAUUUAUUUAAUGUUAUUAGUGAUACAUUUUAAGGUAAAGAAAAACCCUGUCCCUCAUUUUAAGGUCAAGCCUGUUAUGUAAACUGAAAACUAUUUUAAUAUGCUGAAACUAUUCCUUUUAAAAUAUUUUUUUUUUCAAAAGAGACAUUAAACUUUGAACAGUCAAAUCAGGUGAGCUCGUUCUCCUAUUUUUUUUGUCAUUUUCUGGUGUUUUGUGGUGGAAAACUGAGUGGGUAAAGCAUAAGAAGUUGCCCAUAGACAGGCUAGAAAUAUUUUAACAAUUUCAAGUUGUUAAUGAAGCUUGCAUUCAAUUGCCUCUCCUUGUUGCACACACCAAACUUCCAUUCCCCCUGUCACAAGGGGAUUUUAUGGCUGCUUUAAAUUGUCAACCUUGUUACUUUAUUUGGCACUUAAUAGGCAUGCAAUUACUGUAGUAUUUGUUUUUUACCUCUUGAGAUGGGAACAUUUCGUUUUUUUUGUUAAGUUGAACAUGUGCUCCUUGUGACAGAAUGUUAAAAUUAAGUGAAAUAAAAUAUUUUUAUCCCCAGCGUGUUACACUAUUCAAAAGGCACCUAAUUGGUGGAACGACCUUACUGUAUAAUGUUGUACUGUAUUUUAAACCAUGGCUAUUUGAAAACAACUGUUAAAAUAAGUAUAUUUCACUUUCUUUAUGACCAGCAAGAAAAUAAAUCCAGACUAUUUACUCUGGAAAAAAUAAAGUUCAAGAUGUGAUGGUUUUUCAUAGAUUCCCAGUAUAUGAUUAUAUUACGCAUUUGCGUUUACUUUGCAUUAUUAUAUAUGUUUCAUGAAGUCUCGUGGUUUUUUGUGUUUAUAAAAUACUGAAUGUAAACUAUACAUUGUGACAGUAGUAAAGGUAUGACUAUUUUCGUAUAACUGAGUAUGCAUAUUUAUUUAACAUACAUUUGAGUAGCCUAGGCCUAGAAAUGUGGUGGCUUAUUGUUUGGCAGUGUUCUCUGUACUCAGCUCAAUAAUUUACCUGACUUGUAAACAAUUAGUAAUUAGGAUAUUAGUUUCUUUAUUUUUAUCUGUGGACUAUUCCAAUUUGAUUGUCUAUUUUAUAUUGUCUUGUUGUGGGCAAUUAAGUCGGCCAGGCUACCACAAUAAACAUUGUAUCAACCAUGUGGCUAAACUUUGUCAAUGUUGACAAGAUAUGCAUAGACCAACGGCUCUAUUCCAUCCCAUAUAGGACAUUUAAAGUAAUUUCCUAUUGAGCCGACCUCUGCAGCGUUUCCUAUGAAUGCAGUCUCCGUUAACGAGAGAACACUGCUUUUAUUAAAUUUCCAUCACGCUGUAACGAUGAAUUUCCACGAUACAGAUGGAAUAGAGCCCCUAGCUUAUUUUCGAAAUAGGUCUGGUCAAGCACCUGACAUUUGUUUGCGCACAGUGGUGUAAAGUAGUCUACUUAAGUAAAAAUACGAUAAAGUAGCCUACUACAUAAGUCGUUUUUUGCGGUAUCUGUGCUUUACUUUACUAUUUAUAUUUUUGAGAUCCUUUACUCCACUACAUUCCUAAAGAAAAAAAUGUACUUUUUACGCCAUACAUUUUUCCUGAUACUCAAAGGUACUCAUUACAUUUUGAAUGCUUAGCAGCACAGGAAAUGGUCCAAUUCACCUUAUCAAGAGACGUCCCUGGUCAUCCCAAUUGCCUCCGAUCUGGCGGACUCACUAAACACAAAUGCUUAAUUUGUAAAUUGUGUUGUAGUGUGUCCCUGGCUAUCUGUAAAUAAAAAAAUAAAAUAAAAA
Salvelinus fontinalis (brook trout) is the source of this 6457-nucleotide messenger RNA. Its product is annotated as RNA-binding Raly-like protein. The record is from RefSeq and is a predicted model, not a curated record. Lineage: Eukaryota; Metazoa; Chordata; Actinopteri; Salmoniformes; Salmonidae. The coding region runs from base 129 to 713 and encodes 194 amino acids. Gene Ontology annotation, cellular component: nucleus. Gene Ontology annotation, molecular function: RNA binding. The transcript has 8 exons.